This is a messenger RNA of Neoarius graeffei (lesser salmon catfish), 3846 nucleotides long. Its product is annotated as interferon gamma receptor 1-like. Bases 469 to 1599 code for a protein of 376 amino acids. Gene Ontology annotation, molecular function: protein binding. The record is from RefSeq and is a predicted model, not a curated record. The transcript is spliced from 7 exons. NCBI's taxonomy places the organism in Eukaryota, Metazoa, Chordata, Actinopteri, Siluriformes, Ariidae.
GAUAUUUUUUUUCCCUGUGCGUGGACUAGUGUGACAGAAACGGUUAAUAACUAACACACACACUUAAAAAAAGAGAGAGAAAGAAAGGCAGAAAGAGAGAAAGAAAAAGAACCGGCUCUGUCCUAAACGCCUGUGCUGGAUGUAGUGUGCUGCCUAGGCUGCAAACACCUUUGUUUUAGACUCUAUCUAGGGGCCCUAUAUAGUGUCCGACUAACUCAUUCGUGAUGGAACCACAAAGCUUCGGGAAGUCCGUGGAGUUUAAGGGAAAUUCGGCGAGUUUGCUGUUAAAGGAAGCGCGUGGGGAGAAGCGAGUUUAACACGCUAGGACUGUUAUUGUGUUAGCAGGCUAGCAUUAACCAACUUCAUACAAGGAAAGAUGUUUCCCAGGAGUGGAUAAACGUGUUGUGAAACGAACUGCCUGAGAAUAUCUGAUAUUUUUUUUCCUUUGUUAUAAAUUUCCGAGUCACAAUGCUGUUGAGUUUGGUGUUUGUGAGCCUCGCCUUCUGCUCGGUUGAUUCUUCCACAGUUCCUGCCCCAACCAAUGUCAGCCUGACAUGCCAUAAUUUUACAAAUGUGCUGUACUGGAACUACAGCAAACCCGAACUACAGCCUGAAUUCAACAUAAAAAUCCGUGGUUAUAUGAGUAAGCCCAAGUCCGUGCGCACCACUCAGACCUACCUGGAUAUCAGUGAAUACACGCAGGACUCUGAGGAUGCUUACUACAUAACAGUGGAAGCUCAACUGAGAGGAACAGAACUUAAUGCUUCAUCUGAAGACAUCACCUUCAGCUACAGGAAAGACCUUCCUUCUAUGAUCCCAUGUGUGGUGGACUUCCCAGCGUUAAACAUUUCUGUGUUCCCUCAAGCAAUCAAACUCUCCUUUCUUCAUCCCUUUGACGUCUAUCAAGUAGACUCACUUGAAGAUGCUUUUUCCUACACUGUUUUCGGUGACCUGCAAUCAGAGAAGCUCAAUUAUUGUGAUUCUGGCGAGGGCCCGUGCACAGGAGAGCUCUACCUGGUCGAAAGUCUGAAUGGGAGCUGCAUUAAUAUAUCCAUCAAAGGAGAUGUGAAUGGCAUAUCAACUGAAACGUCCAGAAUCGUGUGUGGUGUAGCUCCUAAUGAAAUGGAUUGGACAGUGAUUUUAACCAUUGUGAUGUGCUCCAUGGUUGGCCUUCUGUUCUUAAUCAUAAUUGGAGUCAAGAUUUUCAAGAAACUGAUUCAGCCUGACUCUCAAAGCACAAUCUUCUCCAAACUCCUGGGAAUGGUGAACUCUGAUCGCAUCAUUAACGAACCCGAGCAGCCUCAUCUGUCCGUGGUGGCGUCUUUAGGUCACACCCCUCUGCUGGAGACCAGCGAUCCGGCUUUUUUAGACACCUUCAGCCCAACGGUGACAGAAGAGUCUCUCUUCCCCACUCACCUUCCCAUUCACAGCAGUACUGAUGGAAAGGUAUUGGAUGAGGAAGACACUGGAGAGAUGGAGGACUCUGAUUCUGGAGGCUUUAACAGCGGUAACAGCUUCUCAGGCUAUGACAGCCAAAAGUUCCCUGUUGAUAUGGGACAAGGAGACAUGGUAGAUGCCUAUGGGCCACGUCAGCAUUAAAGUGCACCACCUUGGGCCUUCAGCUAAAAAUUAGAAAACAAGCUCGUUUCGAAUUGAAAUGUUUAGGAAGCAGCUUUACCUGAGAAUAACCAACAAUACAGUCAUAUAUUGGACAUUUCACAGAUCUGCAAACCUUUUUUAGACAGUUACCUUUUGUGUCUCUCUUUACUUUGGUGUACACUGCGUCAGUUAUUUCUCAAAAAUACAGCAGUCCCCCCACCCCAAUAAAAACUUCAACUGAUACGAUUGAAAUACAGACAUAUGUGUUUUUGAAUGCUCUCUUAUUAAGCGCCACCCACUUUCUCGCCAUCUCAUAUUAGUCAUGUUUCAGCCAAUGACUUGACUUUCUUUGCUUGAAAGUUUCAGGAAAUGCUGUAUAAUAGACAUUUCAUUGAAUUGGGAAAAUUGGGAGCUUCUUGCCACCAUUCAGUUCCAGCUAGUGAGCUUGGCUUCGCCGUGACCUUAAUGUUUCAACAGCAAAUGCUGUUAUGGUGCGUUCAGACCGGAAGCAGCGACGGCGUCUCAAAGCGACCGGAAGACUUUCGUUUUCCAUGUGAGCCAGCCAGUGUUGUCGUCAAGUCAGAGUCAUUAAUGAAAAUUUCGAGUCGAGUCCAAGACUCCAGCCUCACCAUUUGACGGUAGCUGUUUCAGUGCCAUUAACGUUAGUUUGUUCCUGAACAGGUGAAUGUGCUUCUCUUUGUCAGGCAGUGUGAAGUAUUCUGUCAGAUAGUUGGGAGACAGAUGUAAGGGCAGAAGGUGUGUUUAUUAAUGCAAGUGAAGACGGUAAACAAUCCAGAACGGCAGGCAAAAUCAUAAAACAAUGGAACGGGCUAUCGUAGACUCGGCAGAAUCAAAGACGAGAAACGGGAAAUCAGGGAUCAGGAAACCAAACAAGGAAAUGAGGUUUGGUAAUGUGUCAGCAAUGCAACUCAAUACUUCGCAAAGCAAGUGUGUUUUUAUAUCGGCAUGCUGAUUGCACCUUAAUCCUGUGCAGUGAGUCAUUUACUGUGCAUGCGCGAGAGUCCGCUUGGUGCGCGUGCUGUCUGGAGCGCACCUGAGAGUCUAUCUGGUGCACAAGCCAAGGUGCGCAGGUGUGACACUCUCUUACACGAAAUUAGUACAAAAUUAACGUAGAUAGAUAGAUAUAAAUAUCUUUUGCCAAAUUAUUAUGGCAUGUGACAAAAAAAUAAAGAAAAAAAAUCAAAGUCCUCGUCUCCAAUUUGAGUUGGAAUGCAGUUAAUGCACGAGUCAGACUCGAGUACUACAAGCCUGGAGCCAGCGUCUCCCUCAUUAGCAAGUAGCAGCACGAACUUUGGCGGUGAGGGUGUCCGAAUAAAGCUGAAGUCCAGGCAACUUUAUAAUGAUGAGCAAUGAUAUGGUUCGUCAAGAACACGGUCGUGUAAAUUUUGGUUCUGUUCAAACCAAAGCGUGGACGAAGGUGCCUGAAACUCUAGUUGGUGAAAUUCGGAGGGAAUUACGUGCUAACUAGCAGCAUAGCAUUUAAAACAGUUUUGCUUGACCAUUUGAUGCGAAUCAGUCAAGAACAUUAACAUUAGUGUUUGUCUUAACAAUUCAAUACACAACUAGAACAAACUUCAUACGGCUAUUAACUUGCAUGUGACUUCAGUCCGAUGCUGUCAAACAGGAGUUAUGAGGCGAGGUGUUUGUUGGAUAUGUUAAAAUGAGAACAGUGACUUCUGACAAUAUAUUCUCCCCUCCCAAAGAUACUGGUUUGCUUUGCAGCACUUUUAAAUAAAGUUUACAAGCCUAAGCAUUCCACACAACCUUGUACUCGCCCGUUUCAUCUCCAUCACAGGACUUCCCCGAACUUCAGCAGCGUCGUGAGCGGGGCAGUCCGAGUCUGAACGCACCAUUACACACCGUGCUGGAAAAGGGUUUAAAAUCAAGGAGAAAUGCAAAAACGUUCAGGUGAACAGUUUCACCUGCUGUUGUGGAAUUGUAAAUUUCGAUUAUGCUUCACGAUGUGAACAGAACCUUCUGAUUGUUGUGUUGUGAAAAUGAAGCAUGGGGUGAUUUGAGAUUACGGGUUGAGGUUCUGUUCAAAUGAAGCUGGUUUUGUUUGUUUGUUUGUUUGUUUGUUUGUUUGUUUGUUUUCCUCCCCCCUUUUGGGAAGAAACGCAUGUGACUGUUACUAGGACGAAUCUGAGAUCUGAAAAAGCUGUUAAGUUUUUUAACAUGCAGUGAGAGUAAAAAGUAUUUGAUCCCUUGCUGAUUUUGUUGGUUUGC